UUUUCUUUCUUCCGCGUCGCUGCAAAAUCAAACCCCCAAUCGGUUCGUCGUUGCCCCACCGCCACGCUUCCGCACCGCUCUCUCUCGAGAAAGUGCUAGGGUUUGGUUGCGAGAGAGACACAGAGAGAGAGAGAGAGAGAGAGAUGGGGCAACAGUCGCUGAUCUACAGCUUCGUGUCGAGAGGAACGAUGAUUCUGGCGGAGUACACGGAAUUCACCGGCAACUUCACGAGCAUCGCUUCUCAGUGCCUCCAGAAACUCCCUGCCUCCAACAACAAGUUCACGUAUAACUGCGAUGGCCACACCUUCAACUACCUCGUCGAAGACGGCUUCACAUACUGUGUUGUUGCUGUGGAAUCUGUUGGCCGGCAAAUUCCAAUAGCAUUUCUCGAGCGAAUUAAGGAUGACUUUACCAAGAAAUAUGGUGGUGGGAAAGCUGCAACAGCUGCUGCUAAUAGCCUGAAUAGGGAGUUUGGGCCCAAACUUAAGGAGCAGAUGCAGUACUGUGUGGAUCAUCCAGAAGAGGUAAGCAAGCUUGCCAAAGUGAAGGCUCAGGUUUCAGAAGUCAAAGGAGUGAUGAUGGAAAACAUUGAGAAGGUUCUUGAUCGAGGAGAAAAGAUUGAACUUUUGGUGGAUAAAACAGAGAACCUCCGUUCUCAGGCGCAAGAUUUCAGGACUCAGGGUACGAAAAUGAGGAGGAAGAUGUGGUUACAGAACAUGAAGGUGAAGCUUAUAGUUCUCGGCAUUCUAAUCGCGAUUAUUCUGAUCAUAGUUUUAUCGAUUUGUGGCAAGAACAAAUGUUAGUAUAAUAUGGUGAGACCCACAUGCUUUCCUUAGGAUAAUCAUUAGCCAAACUCCCAAAAUAUCAUUGUUCUCCCGCUGUCUUUCUCUACAAGUCUAGUAUUCUUUUUGGUGUCAUGUUUUGAUUUGCAUUUUGUUUUGGUUUGUAUUUUUUUUUUCCCUGUACUCUACCCUUACCCAUAUGCUAUUAUUAGUUGUGUACCCUUAAGACGGUGCUUGUAUAGUUUGUGCUCCCGAAUUCUUUAAAAUACACUAUAGUCUCUUAAUGUGUGGAAUUUGAUAAAGUUGCAUUUUUAUAAAUUUGCCUUCUCUU
Messenger RNA from Diospyros lotus (date-plum), 1113 nucleotides. RefSeq names its product vesicle-associated membrane protein 725-like. Gene Ontology annotation, biological process: vesicle-mediated transport. Gene Ontology annotation, cellular component: membrane. The transcript is spliced from 5 exons. Lineage: Eukaryota; Viridiplantae; Streptophyta; Magnoliopsida; Ericales; Ebenaceae. The record is from RefSeq and is a predicted model, not a curated record. The coding region runs from base 144 to 803 and encodes 219 amino acids.